Molecule: messenger RNA, 5521 nt
Organism: Venturia canescens
Lineage: Eukaryota; Metazoa; Arthropoda; Insecta; Hymenoptera; Ichneumonidae
Gene: Pkn
Product: serine/threonine-protein kinase N
Exons: 12
Coding region: 499-3669 (1056 amino acids)
Biological process (GO): signal transduction; protein phosphorylation
Cellular component (GO): nucleus; cytoplasm
Molecular function (GO): ATP binding; small GTPase binding; protein serine/threonine kinase activity
Source: RefSeq, a predicted model, not a curated record
CGAUGCGGUGGUAUACACUUGUGUUAUUUGCGUUUUGUCUGAGAGAUUAGUUCAGUUACCCUCGACAGUGUAAAAAAAAAAAUAUUUUCGAAUAAAAAUCAUCAACCGUGUGAGAGUAUAAAGUAUUUUCUGUUUCAUUUGUUUCUGGAGUUUUGGAGUAAUAAAUAAAAAAAGACGACGAAUUAACGUGGCUGUGUAUGAGUGUGUACAAGAAUUCAGAGUGCGUCAUGACGUCUCCGCCGGUUUGAGGGUUCUUGUUGAGUGUUGCAAUUUUUUUUUUUUUUUUCAUCCGAGAGAUCAAGAUCAUGGAUUUCUCCGGUUGUACGUGGACAAAGAACGGAUAGAAAGUCUCUGCGAACGGAGAAGUCAGAGGGAACAAGGGGGAGCACGAUACAUCAAGAGAGAAAAGAAAAAACGAGAAAGAGAGAGAGAGACGGAAGAAAAGAGAGGUAGUGAGUGCCAAGAGGGAUUUUUAUAAGCAGCGCGGCGGUGGGCAAGAUGGCGGAUUCGGGCUAUUAUCAGAAUGAUUACACAAGAUAUCCAGUUCUGAGCGAAUUGUCUCACAAGUAUGGAGUCGCUGGGAGUGACCAAGUGCCGCUGCCGGCUCGACUCGACGAGCUUAGAGAACACAUACGAAGGGAAAUACGUAAAGAACUUAAAAUUAAAGCUGGCGCUGAAAAACUUAGGGAAGUUGCUACCGACAGAAAAGCUCUUUCUGAUGUUGCCAUGAUCGUCAAAAAAGCCAAUAGCAAGCUCAACGAACUUCAGGCUGAACUACAACAACUGGAAAGCCAAAUUAUCUUGACGCAAGGCCAACCUCAGUCGCCGCAGCGAGACUACUCCAAUGGUCAAGACACACCUUUAUCACCGAUGGGCCAAUCGUCGCCGAGUCAGGACGGUUUAUUCACCGAUCUUCGGUUAUUAUCGCUCGAAAAGCAGCUAAAUAUCGAGCUCAAAGUAAAACAAGGAGCCGAAAAUAUGAUACAAAGUUUGACGAGCGGUCAUCGCGAUAAAAAAUUACUCCAAGAAGCCCAACAAAUGUUGGACGAUUCACGGGCUAAAAUCGAGUUCCUAAGAAUGCGUAUAAUGAAAGUUCGGCAGGCGCGUCAGCAACAACACGCUCGGGGCGAUGCCCCCUUGCCAAAUGGAGAAACGACCAGUAACAAAGACAAAUACGAGCCGAGUUUGGAGCUCGCGUUGGAGGAGCGGGUCGAAGAAUUGCGUCAUCGAUUGAGGAUCGAGGCCGCGGUCGUCGAAGGCGCAAAGAACGUGAUUAGAUUGUUGCAAAGUAACAAAGUCGCGGACAAAAAGGCGCUGACGGAGGCGCAAGCGAGCCUUUCAGAGUCGAGCAGAAAAUUGGAUCUUUUAAGACUGUCUUUGGACCACCGACGACAAGAAUUACCAGCGGAUAGUGCAACAGCUGCACAACUGAAACGAGAAUUGGCGAGUGUACAAUCGGCCAGUCCCGUUCCCGUUACUUACACUUCGUUACAACCUUUUCGGGGACCGCUCGAAGGCAGGGCCACAAUUCCCGUCUCGUUGUCCAGAUGUGCUGCGGUCACAGGCCAACUCGAAGUUAGAUUGAUGGGUUGCCAGGAUCUCGUUGAAGAAAUUCCCGGCAGAACGAGGCGGGAUCAUCCGGCGAGUCCUGAUUUGCGCAGCUUCGUUAAGGGAGUCACCGGACGCAGCUCCAGCAAAUCUUACAGCGUCAAAGACGAGACGAGCAAUGAUAUAAUGGCGGUGAUAAAAUUGGACAACCAAACUGUAGGUCAAACAAGUUGGCGGCCAUGUUCCCAGCAAGCCUGGGACCAAAGAUUUUCGAUCGAGCUAGACAAAUCGCGUGAGCUCGAAAUCGGCAUUUAUUGGAAAGAUUGGCGCUCAUUGUGCGCCGUUAAAUUUUUACGUCUCGAAGAAUUUAUCGACGACGUUCGACACGGUAUGGCGUUGCAGCUAGAACCUCAGGGUUUGCUCUUUGCCGAAAUAAGGUUCCUCAAUCCAAUGAUCUCGAGAAAGCCCAAACUCCAACGGCAGAGGAAGAUUUUCAAGCAGCAAGCCAAGAACUUCCCACGGGCUAAUCAGAUGAAUAUCAAUGUCGCAACCUGGGGAAGACUCCUCAAAAGAUCUGCACCUUCGAUGCACAACACUCGAAGUUCCGAGAGUCCCCCCUCCGGGCCGCAACCAAUGCAGCUAGUGUUUGACACAUCGUUAGAAGACAAAACGGAGACACCGGGUGAGAUUCCCGAUCCUGAGAAAGGCGGUUUGGGUGGUGCGCGUCCGUUAGGAAUGUCGUCGUCGGGCAGCAGUUUGACCUCCCAAAUGCAUCCGCCUCCUCCACCUUCGGCGCCGCCGCCACCUCCGCCACCACCGUCCAAAAAAAUGUCCUCUUCGUCGAUUGGACCACCGCCUCAGCCAAAGCUCGAUCAAGAAUUACAGAGUGCACUUAAGGAGUUUGAUUUUCUGCACAACGAGGAGAAGGCAGGUGCGAGCUUGAGGCCCCUCGUGACGGAGCCUCGACCAGUGCUGAUUGCACCACCCUCUCCACGCACCCCCUCGCCCCAACCUGUCGUCGAGUUUCCCGAGGAUGAGGUAGUUUACGAGUUGCCUGUAAGGCCGAUGCAGUACCGCGACAGCGCUUACGAGUCGAGAAGGCACUCGCAGCUGACUGGUAUGACCUUGGAAAACUUCACGCUUCUUUCGGUACUGGGCCGUGGACAUUUCGGCAAAGUAAUACUCUCGCAGUACCGCAACACCGGGGAAUACUUUGCGAUAAAAGCUCUCAAGAAGGGAGACAUAAUUGCGAGGGACGAGGUCGAUUCGUUGCUCUCAGAAAAACGAAUAUUCGAGGUUGCCAACGCCACGAGACAUCCUUUCCUCGUCAACUUAUUUGCCUGCUUCCAAACCGAGGCCCACGUAUGCUUCGUUAUGGAAUACGCUGCAGGUGGUGAUCUCAUGAUGCACAUACACGCCGACGUUUUCGGCGAGCCACGUGCUGUAUUUUAUUCGGCUUGCGUCGUUCUCGGUUUACAAUAUUUGCACGAGAGUCGCAUUAUCUACAGGGAUUUGAAGUUGGAUAAUCUCUUACUUGACACUGAGGGAUAUGUGAAAAUAGCCGAUUUUGGCCUCUGCAAAGAAGGAAUGGGAUAUGGAGAUCGAACCGGAACUUUUUGCGGUACUCCUGAAUUUUUAGCGCCUGAAGUUCUCACCGAAACUUUGUACACUCGCGCCGUCGAUUGGUGGGGACUGGGAGUUUUAAUAUUUGAAAUGCUGGUCGGCGAGUCGCCUUUCCCUGGAGACGACGAAGAAGAAGUUUUCGACUCCAUAGUUCACGACGAAGUUCGCUAUCCACGAUUCUUAUCUUUGGAAGCGAUCGCAAUCAUGAGACGUCUGUUGAGGAAAAAUCCCGAUCGGCGAUUAGGCAGCAGCGAAAGAGACGCCGAGGAUGUCAAGAAACAAGCUUUUUUCCGAAAUAUUGCGUGGGACGAUUUGCUCUUGAGACGCGUCAAACCGCCGUUCGUGCCGGUGAUUGACUCUGUGGAGGAUGUAAGCAACUUUGACGAGGAGUUCACAUCAGAAAAGCCUCAGCUGACACCACCCAAAGAUCCACGACCGUUGAGCGACCUGGAGCAAGCUCAUUUCAGGGACUUUACGUAUAUGGCGGAUUGGUGCUAGCGGCAGAAGUGAAUAUCGUCGAAAUAAGCGGAGCCGGAGGAGGCGCAAAAUAGAAUAUAACGUGAAGGAAGCCUCCACGGAGCGGAGCACGCAUAUCCACGAGAAAAUCUCUCUGGACUCUAAGUUUUCGCUUUGUUGCGACAAUUUGUAUAUUUUUAAUGAUAUUAAUCUUAGCUGGUUACGCAUGAAAAGUUAAAGAAUCGAAAGAAAAAAAAACGGUUGAGAAACAUGAAUUUCGAAGCAGCUUCGCAAUUAAAAAUGCGUAAAACACGUCGGCCUUUCGCUCCCGGAGAAUGGCAACGGGUGCGAUGGUAAUUUAUGUAAAACUUAGAGAGUUGUCUAUUUUUCCCUCUUUAUACUCCAUUUUCUUUUUUUUCACUCCCACCACCACUUGCACAAUCAAAACCCUCAAUUUUUUCCACAACUUUACCAACUUAUUCAAAUUUGGUAUUUUUCAAUCGUGACCCAAACUCCUUAACUUUGGAAAAAAACUUUUCACACUUUUCGCAUACAAUCCAAUCUCAUUUUGGUAAUAAAAAAACAACGAGGGCUCGAAACAUCUCGAUUCCCUCAGUCAAGGAACGUCCUGGAAACUGAACAAAUACUUAUUCGGAAUUGAAAUUUCGUAGCUUUUUAUACUGAGCUAUCGUCCAAGUUAAAGUUUUAUUAAAUCGUGUAACCAACCAAUCAGAAUCAAAACUCUCGAAUUUGCAUGGAAAACUCAAUAAUUUAUCAAUAAAUUAUGUAAAACAUUGAAAGGCAUAUAUUUCGAAGCGUUUUUCCAUUUUUAUUUUCACUCUUAUAUUAAGAAUUUCUUUGAAAUGCGUUACUUUAUUCCCGACUCAACGAGCCGUUACAUUUGUACAUUUGCAUGAAUAUUUCAAAUAAAAGCAUGGUGAGCACUCAGUGAAAAAAGCGGUUACAAAAGGGAAUGGGAAGUUAUGGUUCUGAUUGGAAGGAAGAAAACUCAAAAAAAAAUCAUGGUAUUCGGAAAGGUAGAAAAAAAAAGAAGAAAAACAAAUGUUCGAACAACUUGUGAUAUAUCAGGCAACUUGUCGAUCUCUCCCGUUGCCUUAAAGUGUUAGAAAAUUUUUAUAGUUUGGUAAACUAUUUUAUACGAAAAAAAAUAAGCAAAAGAAAAUGAAUAUUGUACUACGACAAAAAUCUGGAUUUAUCCACAAAAAAACAAUCACAUGAGUGAGGACAAAAGAACAAAAACACAUUUAAAAAAUGCUAUUAUCGGAAGAAGCUGUGACCAAAUUGAUAUGAGAUUUUCGUUACAAAAGACCCAAAAAGCAAAAAAAAAGUGAUUCGUAUGGAUCUAUCCCGGAAGUGCCCUUAAGAAAUUUUGUACACAAUUUUCUUUUGAAAACAAUGUUCCUACGUGUAUACUUUAGUACACGUGGUUUUUAAUACUGUAAAAACAAAAACAAAGAAAAAACGGGUUAAGGGACUAAAAUGCAUGUUUUUUACGUAAAAACCCAGUGAAAAAAAUAUAUUAAACAAAAAUCAUUGCGUUACAAGUUUUAAAACGAUUUUUCUUCAAUCCAUCCGCCGAGUCGACUCACGGGAGUUAUUAUUUUAUAAAAACGAAGCAACUUCGUUAAUCCGUUGUUUAUCUUUUCAAAUGUACACUAUUUGUUUUCUUUUAGGUUAUUUUAUCCUCUCGUAAUGGUUAAUUCCACCCUCAUUGUGCUGUAAAUCUUAUAUUCGAUUAACUAACAGAUUGUAAGAUAACGUUCCAGUAAUUACAUUUGUAAGAAUGCAUAAUAUGCAUAUAUUGUUAAAAACAACAAAAAAAAACAUAAUGAGCGACGAGGACAUAUAUAUUAUAUGCGAAUUUUCAAAUGAA